GUAAUCUACUGAUACCAACAAACGCUAUGUUUCAACGAACGCUAUAUUUACAUGUGGCCGCUUUGUGUAGUAGUCAUACAUAGGUGUUUCGUUGAGCUUAUAUGUAGGGGGCGUAUUUAUAAACAUACUUUAUAUUGGAAUAAACUUCAGUUUUGACGAAAAAGUCGAAGAAGAAAAGAGAAAAUGAUGUCCGACGCUGACGGCCCGGGGGUGGCAACGGCAGCAGCGGCUGUUGCGACAGGUGUACCGACCGGUGGUGGAGAUAAUACUAACACGGGGGAUAACUCUGAAAUGAAACAUGUCUGGAAGUUUAUCUACAUUGAUUUAAGUUUUGUCAAGAGUCUAUAUGGGAUAUUUGUUGCUGCAGAAUUAAUUUUGUCAUUACUUGGUCUUAUUAGUGUCUCUGUCCCAAAGAACGAGGGUUGUGCGUAUCUAUACAGUUCAUCAUAUUCGUACUACGAGUUUACUGCUAGUUCAUGUUUCAUUGUCUCGCUUGUAUGGUAUAUACUGUAUGCUCUAGCUAUAACCAAGAAACUCGGCUUCAUUAGAUGGGAUAUAGCGGAAAUUGUGUGGAUAGGGUUUUACAUAUUUAAUUACCUCAUAGGAUCAGCAGUGAUAGCUUCAAAAGCUUGUGGUCAAGGUGGAUAUAAAGCUGCCGCGGCUUUUGGUUUCUUGUGUUUGAUUGUGCUUAUUGCCCAUGAAUUCUUUGAGGUCCGAGCAUUUGUGGAGAAAUGGAAGGGUUCAAAAGGUAACAGUCAGGCAACACCAGACGCUGAAGAGGAGUCCAAAUACUAGACCUGGAUAAAAUCCGUGACUAUUCCGGUUUGACAAUUAAUCUGCAGGCAGCGUUCAUUUGUUCAAACUUAAUUUUACAUUAAUUAUAUCCGUACUAAUCACGUUCCAAUUCCGGACAUAAGAUGUGUAAAAGGAUUCAUUUCUGUGGGUAAUAUAAACCAGUUCGCAGUGAAUUAUUAUUUUUUCUAAAAUGCGUGUUUUGGACUGACGAUUGGGAUUUCGUGAUUUAUUUACAUGUACUUUCAUUACUGUCAUUGUUUCUCGUAAUGAUAUAAACGUGUUAAAUUAACUAAAUUCCUUUGUCAUGUUUAGCAGUUGACUAUCUUGUAUAACAUAAAACAUAUAAUUAUAAAGUCGUAGAACUGUGGCAUGUCUUAAUAAAUGAUUAUUACAAAUGAAUAAUGCUCGUAAAACACAUGCAUAAUGAUAUUAAUAAAAUGUUCAAAGAUGUGUGCUUCAA
Messenger RNA from Ruditapes philippinarum (Manila clam), 1255 nucleotides. RefSeq lists its product as uncharacterized. Bases 184 to 795 code for a protein of 203 amino acids. The transcript has 5 exons. Lineage: Eukaryota; Metazoa; Mollusca; Bivalvia; Venerida; Veneridae. Gene Ontology annotation, cellular component: membrane. The record is from RefSeq and is a predicted model, not a curated record.